This is a messenger RNA of Phlebotomus papatasi, 1567 nucleotides long. RefSeq lists its product as uncharacterized. The record is from RefSeq and is a predicted model, not a curated record. The transcript has 3 exons. The coding region runs from base 131 to 1201 and encodes 356 amino acids. Lineage: Eukaryota; Metazoa; Arthropoda; Insecta; Diptera; Psychodidae.
GUUGUUUGACGUUUCUUCUCCAACAACAAAAUAAAUUCGUGACCAUUAAAUUUUUAUUGUGAAAAUUCUGCAGAUAAUUUCAGUAAAAAGGGCAGUUAAUAGGAUUUUCUAGAUUAUUCCCCGUUGAAAAAUGCAUUGCGCUGAGGAAUUUGCGCCAAAGAAAUUUCCCAAGACAGAAACUUCUGUCCAGCCUGAUCCUAAUCCUCAACCUGAACACAUUCUACCAGUGGAUGAUCCUUAUUAUGCUCAGAACUACGGAAAUGCAAUGUAUGAGUCACAGUCGGGAACUUGGUCUGGAUAUGGUUGUGUACCGAGCGUGAGGACUGAAUUGCUACCAUACAGGGAAACUGAACCAGGUCCAUCUAAACCUUUGCCUAAAAUCAAAGUGAAACCUAAAAAACGGUCAUCAGGUGAUUCUUCUGGAAAUGGAAGGAAGAAAUCUAAUCCCGAAAUGUGGGCUCAGACACUUCGAAAGAAAUCCCGAGAAGCUGGUGAGGAGUACGUCAAUAGAAAGGGAAAGACCAUUCCAGCAAGAACAGUCAAAGAAACCUGUGGUGAUGGUUGCAAAAGAAUGUGCAAGGUAUUCACUGAAGAGGAAAGAAAUGCAAUUUUUCAGAGAUUCUGGAGUCUUCCAGACGAAGACAAACGUUUUGUCAUCUGGAAAUUUGUAAAGAGAGUCGAGCCCAAGAGGAAAACUGAACCUACCUCGAAGCGUGGCUAUACAUUUCAAUAUUUCUUCGAGAAGAACAAUGUGGUACAUCAAGUUUGUCAGAAAUUCUUCCUCAAUACCCUCAACAUCAGCUGUGCCAGAGUUUACUACUUCUUCGAAAAAGCCCAAACUCCCGAGGGCAUACCAAAAAGGAUUAAGAGGGGCCGAAAUCGUGGGCCAAAUUACACCGAAGAGGAUUUGGUCAGAGUUCGAGAUCAUAUUGGAAGCUUCCCGUAUACCCAAUCACCUGGACAUAAUUCGAUGAAAAAGAAGAAGUUCCUCGAUGCAAGUCUCAGUGUCUCAGCAAUGUUUCGCAUGUACAAGGAACAGUAUCCUGAAUCAAGGGUCAAUGAAUCUGUUUACAGAAACAUCUUCAACACCAAUUUUAACCUAUCGUUUCUUAAGAUUAAAAAGGAACGUGCUCCUGCAGCUGAUUUGAAAAUCAAACUACCAUCUGGAAAUCUUCAGCAGAAGAAUCCAAAAUUCGUCUAAGUUGCAAUGCAUCGAGAGAAGAAUGCCCUAGACACACUUACGACUUAAGCCGAGAGACGGCUUAACAUAAUUGUAAUCAAAAUGAUAAUAAGAUUAUAUUUCCAUCAGUUUUGGACUAAUUCGUCUAUUGGCUUAAGCCGGGAAACGGCAUAGUGAAUGAAAAACUGAUGGGAAUUUAGUCAAAUCGGCUUAGUUCGUAAGUGAUCUAAGUCAGAAGAUAAAAUGAAUAGAAAUUGAGAAGUUAUAACCGCCUCAACGGAGGUUUCAGUGCGAAAUAAAAAAAAAAAAUGAAAGAAAAAUUAUUUAUAAGUUGAAUUUUUGAUUUAUAAUUGAAAUAAAAUAAUAAAAAUUAAAGCCUAAAUGGCA